Rhopalosiphum maidis (corn leaf aphid) is the source of this 2776-nucleotide messenger RNA. RefSeq names its product cytochrome b5-related protein-like. The record is from RefSeq and is a predicted model, not a curated record. Gene Ontology annotation, biological process: lipid metabolic process. The transcript has 6 exons. The coding region runs from base 867 to 2180 and encodes 437 amino acids. Gene Ontology annotation, cellular component: mitochondrion. Lineage: Eukaryota; Metazoa; Arthropoda; Insecta; Hemiptera; Aphididae.
UGUUAGAUAGGUAGGUACUUAAAAACCGUUAGAAUGUUAUGUGUUAUAGUCACGUCAAGUGCGAUGACGAACAAUAUUAAUUUGUGUUAUAAUAGCAGGUAUAUUCUGCGGUUGAUGUUGGUAUGGAGGUGAUGGGGAUUGUUUUGGUAAAUCUAAACAAAAAUGAUCGGUCAAUGUGACGUUGAGUGAUUUUAUUAACUCCUAUACUGGUGUGUUAAUUGGUGCAAAAAAACUGACAAUCUAAACCUUAACUACUGCAUUUACAGCAUGUGCUGGAAAACGAUAGGUUGAAAUGAUUGAAUUGAAUAUGACGUUAAAAACAUGCUGUAAAUGAUUUAAAUUUUACGUAGAAAAAUGUUGAUUAAAAACAUGUUAAAUGUAUGAAUCUUAACUAACAAUUUGUCUUAGAAAAGGCGAAAUUCAGUAAAUUACACCCAUAACAUAAUCUCUAUGUGUAAAUUGUUUUUAGUAUCGACUAAUAAUUAUCAGCUUACUAUUGCGCAUCGAAUGAAUACCUAAAGACCCAAUUCUAUGUGUAUAUUCGGUUCGAAUCUUUCGAUUUUUCGAUAAUAAACGAAGUUGUGCCUUGUACCUACAUUAACUACAAAGCAUUUUUAUUUUAUUUUGAAAAAAAACGAGUGGUAAAAUUGAUUGACCUUGGGUGUAUAAACGGUCUAGUACCGGUUGACUUCAAACCUAUGUUUUAUUCAUGGUCGUAUGAACUUCAUACGAAUAAUAUUCAAUGCACCAAAUAUGCCAGUUAGUUUUUGUUCUCCGACGUGAUAAAAAGUGCAUAAUAUUUUCAUAUUUACAGUUGCUGUUGUUGUUUACAUAGGUUUAUGGAAUUUAUUUUUAAUUCUUAAAUCAUGGCGCCGAGAACUAGUAGUUGGCCUGUAUGGAGUGGUAUAUUGAGUACGGACAAAAAUAUAAAAUCGGCUGACGAUUGGAUUGGAGCACGCCGAAAGGAAGACGGCGCGGACGAGUUGUGGAGAAUUCACGAUGGGUUGUAUAAUCUUGAACAAUGGAUUCACAAGCACCCUGGAGGAGCACAGUGGUUGGAAAUUACAAAGGGUACCGAUAUCACAGAGUUAUUUGAAUCACACCAUAUAAAUGGCAAAGCUGCGACGGCGGCGAUGAACAAAUUCUAUGUGCGACAGGCAAAGUCGCCCAGGAAAUCGCCUUUCACGUUUAAGCCAGACGGAUUUUAUAACGUGUUGAAGUCUAGAGUCACAAAGAAGUUGUCUUACGUGGACAGCAAUAAUUACCACAUAAAGUCUAUGCUGGUCGUCGAUACAUAUUUUCUCCUCGCACUGGCCUUGUGCGUCGGAGUGGCUCAAACAGAAAACCUUUUCCUAGCAUUUUUGGCUGGCAUUAUUUUAGCACUAGGGACCGUUGCUGCCCACAAUUUCACGCACCUCAAGGACAACUGGAGGAUGUAUUACGUGCAAUUGGUUCUAUUGUCUGUGCGCGAAUGGAGAAUAUCGCAUAUACUUAGUCACCAUAUAUACACAAACACUGUACAAGACUUAGAGAUGUCACUGUUGCAUCCGUUUAUCCAUUGGUUUCCGACUAACGACAAACCGUUUACUGUUCGUUUAUUUCCUUAUCUUACGCCCGUUAUAUAUCCUUUUAUUAUACCUGGACAAUUGGUCAUUAGAACUUUCAAGUGCAAUAAUGACAAAGCUGAUCUUCUAAUGUUUGUUGUACCUGCAAUAUUGAUGUUUUGUGGCCAAAUGACCUUAAGUUCUAUAAUUAUUGCGUGGCUUAUCGUAGUUCUGACAAGUAGUUUUAUGUUUACAUUCAUUGGGUUUAGUGCUUCUCAUCAUUUUCCGGACAACUUUCACGAUGGAGACUAUGUCAAUGAUGAAUUUAUCGAUUGGGGAAUACAUCAAAUGAUAACCAGCGCAGAACGAAGUGAACCGAUCAAUAAUAUAUUUUUAACAAUAGCUACAUUUGGCGAUCAUACAUUACACCAUUUGUUUCCAGCUUUAGAUCAUAGUUUAAUUCCAUUAUUAAAAGACACUUACGAGGAUACAUGUAAAGAAUUUGGUUUGGACCUAACGCCAAAAUCAUUUACAACGAUAAUGCGCGGACAGUUUAAACAAUUAGUUCGCGUUACUCCUAAUAAUCCGAAAAAGAAUAAUAUUGGACCUGACAUUAAACUAGAUAAUAAUAUCUAAAUAUUUUACAAUGCAAUUUGAGUGCAUAUUAUUAUUUAUUUAUAAUGUACGACGUAUACUUAAAAAAAAAAAAUAAGAUACAAGACACAGAUAUACUUCAUACCAACUGGUUUAUAAUAUUUCUAUUUUGAACUAUUAAUGUAUCUGCAGUAUCAUUGACUGAAUAGUUAUUUUAGUAUCUAUUUACAACCAUUAUUCUUUCUACAUUUUUUAAUUACGUGAUUUAAACGAUAAUAUUACGAUUUGGUCAUUUGAGAUGGUUACUGAUUUACUAAUUAUUAAUUAGACAAUAAUAUAGUUUUUUUUUUGUAUAAACAUAAGAAAAUAAAUUACCGAGGCCAUUGGCUUUUAUUUUAAUUAUUCGUAUACCAACGAUUUAGUAUUUAUUUUACACUGUGAUGACAUAAAACAUUGUGAUGAUAACAUUAAAAAGUAUUGGUUUUUAAAUGAUAUGUGACUAUGUAAUAAAAUAUAAAUUAAUGUUUAUAGUGGAAUUAAGUUCUCAGUUGGUAAGUUCUAAUAUUACGUUUAAAUAAACUAUCUAGGUUGUUAUUCAGAAAUACUUUGUAUAAUUAUGUUUAAAUUCUACUUAUAAG